AAGGCUGCAAGAAUGAAGGCUGCUGCGAGGAUAGUGACGCACGAUUGUCUCCUCUCUGCUCGGUCAUUGGCUGGCGGGCCCGCCCGUCACUGAGCUCAGGUUUAGGGAUAUGCCAUCAGGGGCAGAUUAUGAAGCAAGCCUCGUCUCCGGCGGUCCCGCUCUGCUCGUCUCCAUGGCUGAACGCAGGCUCUCCACGCUUUUCUCGCUGUUUGUGUUUGCGCUCGUGCAGCCGUCCUCGCCCUUCAACCAAGUGCCUGCCAUCCUGGACAGGAGCUCGGAGGUCCCCCCAUAUCCAGCCAUCAGAAUUAGAUCAGAUGGAGUAGGCGUUGAGAGUCCAAGUGCCUCACACGAGGAGAGUUACUCGCCUGCAGCUGAAAAUCCACUCCGAAGAAUACUGCAGCCCUAUGGAUGGCAUUUGCACGCUCAGCCCAGAACUAAAAGGAAGCUACUUCAGUCUACAAGCUCGGGGCCAUACUCUCCUCUGAAUGUAGCUUACAAUGGCAAGAUAUGCAUCCUAUUCAAGGCCAAGAGGCUGGCCAUUCGCUACAGAAACAACACCUUUCUGGACCUCACUGAAAGGGUGUUCGGACCCAAUGCCCCUGUGGACACCAAAGGAUCAGUAUGCACCAAAGAGAAAGCCACCCUUUCUCUACGUUUGGGAGAUGUAGAGGAUAUCAAGGGACUUGUCAUCAGGCUCCAGAUGUCCAACACGUUCUACGAGUCGGCAGGCCAAAACUGGUUCACACUCGACAGCGUUCACAUCCACUACAACUGGUCCCACGAAGCCACGUUCAAUGCCACAGAGGUGUACGCCCCUGCCACCUAUUCUUAUCACUGCCAGCAUGUCAGCAGCUUACAGAAAUAUGACACCCUACUGGUGCCCAGCUCGCACACCGACAGCUCUGCAAACUGGCACAUCACUUUUACUGACUUCCAGAUUCAGGCCUUCAACGUGCAGUCUAACAAAUUUGCCUCAGCUAGUGACUGUGCCACCUUCUUCACACCAGCCAUCCUGAUGGGACUCAUCACAUCUCUCAUUCUGCUGCUGGUGCUGGCCUACGCCCUGCACAUGGUGGUCCAUCUGAAGCACAUCGACCGUUACGAGGAGCACAAGACUACUGUCUACUUUCCACGCACACCCGAGGCCGAGCUGCCUGACAAGAACAGUCUGUAGGGGAGGCAAAUGGCGGUGCCACCUAUGGGUCAGCCACGGACCUGCGAAAGACCAGGAAGGACUAGAGGACAGAGGGUUGCCUCUCCUGAUUCUGGAUGACUGCACCGUGCUCUCGGUCUGACUGCUGCCUGGCACUAAACCUCUUGAUUGGCGUCUAGUAUUAAGGCAGGAGCUGAUUUUGAUCUGCUGAAUCAGGUGUUUAAUCCCAGGCUGGAGCCAAAACCCUGGACACAACUCGCUUAUCCAAGACCAGGACCGGGAAGCCUACGGAGAAGGAGCGUUAAACUGUGAAAUGGAACUUCCGUAGACAAAGAAGGAGCAAUAAACUGUGAAAUGGCCUUUCAAUGGAACGCAGCUAGAGCAGACUUUUCAAGCACUGAAACUGGCUGGAAACAUGUACUGUGGUUAGGAAUACACUGUUUGAAUAUCAAAGAGGUUUGUGAACCUAGAAGACAAGGAGAAAAAGACCCAUGAAUCGACAGCGACUGUGAUCUGGUCUGAAACGCACAGUUCCUUUUUUUUACACUGCAGCGCAAAAGUCACAGUGUCAUUCAACAGGAACUGAGUCCAUGGACGGUAGAAGUUACUGAAAUGCCAAUUACAAAAACAAAACAUUUUAUGACUGCCAAAGGAGCAACAUAGUUUGUCAGCCUUGAAACAUCACUUACAGUAGUAAUGUGAAAGAGAGACAUACAAAAGGAAACAAGCCCUACAUGUACAGUGCUAAGUAACUCUACUGUAGUUUUUUAAGACUUCAAAUACUAUCGAGUACAGUAGAUUCAGGAAUUCAUAAAAUGCUCAUCGUCUCAAAAUACGCAGUGUAGCCACUGUAGUUGUUUAGACCUAGAUUCAUACACUACAUGGCCACUUAUUUUACUAUUACAAUCUGCAAGUAUUACAUAACU
Molecule: messenger RNA, 2079 nt
Organism: Astyanax mexicanus (Mexican tetra)
Lineage: Eukaryota; Metazoa; Chordata; Actinopteri; Characiformes; Acestrorhamphidae
Gene: atp6ap1lb
Product: ATPase H+ transporting accessory protein 1 like b
Exons: 7
Coding region: 110-1174 (354 amino acids)
Cellular component (GO): proton-transporting V-type ATPase complex
Source: RefSeq, a predicted model, not a curated record